Harmonia axyridis is the source of this 2218-nucleotide messenger RNA. It is a transcript of the gene TBC1D23, whose product is annotated as TBC1 domain family member 23. NCBI's taxonomy places the organism in Eukaryota, Metazoa, Arthropoda, Insecta, Coleoptera, Coccinellidae. The record is from RefSeq and is a predicted model, not a curated record. Bases 131 to 2146 code for a protein of 671 amino acids. Gene Ontology annotation, biological process: retrograde transport, endosome to Golgi. The transcript has 5 exons. Gene Ontology annotation, cellular component: trans-Golgi network.
UGUCAAUAACAGCUGAUGACACGUUGUUUAUUGGUUAUUGUUAUUCAAUAAGGGAAAAAAAACCUAUAUAAAUAAUGGAAGCACACAAAUGAUUUUAAGUUUAAGUUUAUUGGUAUAGUAUCAUUCUGUCAUGGCAAGUUCACUAGAUGAUGAUAGCGAUUGGGUGACUGAUUUGGAGACUGCUUUAUUGGAAGAAUGUUCUGCUACAGAUGUUUACUGUAUUUGCAAGGGGAAACCCUUACCAGAAGGGAUGAGGUCGGAAGUUUGGCAGAUUUGUUUAGAUGUUCGUGACAAAGGUAGCCAGUUAGACAAUUUCAAUGAAAUCUUCGAUUUAUCCAAUCAAAGUGAACUGAGAGAAGACUGUACCAAAUUUGUAUCGAAACUUGACAACGAUGGAGAAGAACAAAUCUCAGUUGUAUCAGACCUCGAAUCUAUCAUAACCUUUUAUUGUAAAAGCAGAAACCUGACAUAUUCCAGGAACAAUGGCUGGAUUGAAUUGCUCCUUCCUCUCUUAACCUUAAAAAUUCCAAUUUGCACAGUUUAUAACUUAUUUGAAGCCAUACGCGAUAAUUUUAUACCACAGAGCUAUCAAGCUGAAGGAAAUGCAUUUCAUAUAUUACGUUUACUUCUGCUUUACCAUGAUCCAGAAUUAUGCUCAUUUUUAGAUUCCAAACGUAUCACACCAGAUAAAUAUUGCUCUACAUGGUUUCAAUCUCUUUUUGCAGCAACAUGUAAUAUGCAGGUUAUUAUCAAUAUGUGGGAUUACUAUUUUCAACAGUCAGAUCCAUUUUUGAUCUUUUUUCUUUCUCUAAUAAUGGUAAUUAAUGCAAGAGAACACAUAAUGUCUUUGAAAAAAGAAACUACUGAAGUUAUUAUAGACACGCUUUCCAAUAUGCCAUCAGCACUUGAAGCCGAUGAUGUCGGCGAUUUCUGCUCGUUAGCACAAUAUUAUGCAGUUAAAACCCCCACAUCCUUUAGGAAUGAUCUCAUACAAAAUAUCUACAGUGGAAAAACUGAUGACAACCUAUCAGUUUCUCAAGCACUAUGUCUUCCAGUAUCUGUGAGAGAACUUGUUCAAAAUGUAGCUCAAGGAGCAGGAAAUGUAGAUAGCGUUAGAUUUUUCUUAGUCGAUUGUCGACCAUUUCAACAAUAUAAUGCAGGACAUCUACCCACUGCUUUUCAUCUGGAUUGUAAUUUAAUGUUACAAGAACCAAGUGCUUUUAACACUGCAGUCCAAGGAUUGUUGUCAGCCCAAAAGCAAGCUUUAGAACAUGGAUCUAAUGCAGGAGGAGAGCAUUUAUGCUUCUUGGGUUCUGGUAGAAACGAAGAAGACCAGUACACCCACAUGGUGGUGGCGUCUUUUCUUCAGAAACACACCCAGUAUGUUUCAUUACUUACUGGCGGUUACAUAUCACUCCACAAUUACUUCAACAACAACCCUUCGCAAUUUUUAUCAGACCACAAUCCGAAGUUGUGCAUUGUUUGUGCACCAGUCUACAAUUUGAAUAUGUCUGAUAAGAAUUCCAAAUCUGGUCAUAGUUCUGAUAUAUUCGGAAAAAUAUCGGCUGUCAUGAAAUCUAAGUCGGCUGAAGUGAAGGAGAAAUUGAUUGAUUACAUAGUGAAUCCAAACAGCAGUCCAGUUCAAGAGAGACAUGUAUCUAGUACAGAUAAAAUUGGAAAACGGUACAGAAAUGUUGCACCUGUAUUCAGUAUAGAUGAUGAUCGUGAUUACAUCACUGGUGGUGAGCACCCCAAGGAAGAAGAAGAAACAAGAGAACUUGUCCAGAUUCAACAGUGGUUGAAAAACCCUUCAAUUGUGGAGCAUUUUCCAUGCGAAGAAGUCAAAUUGAAUGGAUUUAUGUAUAAGAGUCACCUAAUUAUCACCACAUCAGAUCUAGUGGUAUUACGUGAGGUUCCUGAUCAGAAAGGAGUGGCUGAGGUAAUAGUGAAGAGACCACUAUCUGCAAUCGUGAAAAUAACAGCUAGAAAGCGACAUCCCGCAUUGAUUACUUUCAAAUACGGGGUUCCCGAUGGUGAAAAACUAAUUAUUUCGGAUAUGGAUAGAUUUUUGAUUCCGAAUGCAGACAAAGCUACUAAAGUGGUGUCAGAGCAAAUCCUAAAACAGCUGAAAAAUAGAGAAUGUUGAAUUUUAAAAUAUUAUGUAUUAAUUUAUAUUGUAGAUAUUUUCUUAUAGUAAAGUAAGUAAUUAUAACUGUUA